Mizuhopecten yessoensis (Yesso scallop) is the source of this 265-nucleotide messenger RNA. Its product is annotated as ras GTPase-activating protein 1-like. The record is from RefSeq and is a predicted model, not a curated record. Lineage: Eukaryota; Metazoa; Mollusca; Bivalvia; Pectinida; Pectinidae. The annotation marks the transcript as partial. The transcript has 3 exons.
AUUGGAGGCAAUUAUUGAGAGAUACAAGAAGGAAGAGAUAGUAGAGAGCUUUACCUUGGUCACACCUGUUUGUAAGGGGUCAGCCGAACACUUGUAUGACUCCAUCAGACAAAGCUCCCGAGGACCCAUCACAGGACGGGGGCAGAAAUUGGAUAUGCAGGGCUACCUCUUCAUUAAAAAGAGUCAAAAGGUGAAGAAAUGGAAAAGCAUGUUCUUCGUGUUACUUGGGCAUGAUCGACAGCUCUGCUUCAUGGAAAAUGAAAAG